UUGUCCAACAUACACAACGAUUGGACACUGCACGCCUGGCGCUCCAUACAAAUUACUUGUUUAUAGACUUACGGCCACUUCGACGACUCGAGGCCGUUUCUGUCCCCGGCCCCCAAAAACUGUAGUACGUAGCGUACAGUAAACAAGGAGUCAUUCAUUUGAUACUUUAAAUAGCCAUUAAGGUAAUUAACAAAUUUAUGUUAAUGUCAUGAUGAUUGCAUUCAAAGUUACAAAGGCUCUCAUUUGCCAGGUGAAGAUCAAUCAUUUAAAAAGACAUCUACUGCUUGCAACAACGAAUCACAGAUGCAGACACACAAAGAGUAAUUCAAAUAAACUACUCAGUUACAGGCCACCUGAUUGGGCAAGCCACCUUCAAAUGAUUCCAUUAGUGAAAGUUAAGAACCUUUCUGAGACUGGUUGUCAUGGGAACAUGUUAUUGAACAGUUUGAUGGGUGCAUCCAUGUACUUGGUUCCCAUAAAAGCUCAAGAGAAGACCGACCUUGAGCCAAGAAUGCAGCGGCUUGCCGACAGACUGCAAGAGGAAAAGGGUAUUAAAGCAUAUUCAAUCCCUAUUGGUGGAUCCAAUGUUGUUGGCCUCCAUGGUUACUUGUGUGGCUGGCAAGAACUCUUAGAACAGGGAGUGACUGACAGGUUUGAUGAUGUCAUACUGACUGUAGGCAGAGGUGGAACAGCAGCUGGUGUUGCUAUUGGCAACUUCCUUUACUGGAUCCCAUCUCAGCUUGAGUCUUUCUUAAUACUCAUUAUAAACCUUAAUGAUGAUAAUGAUGAUGAAUAA
Anneissia japonica is the source of this 796-nucleotide messenger RNA. Its product is annotated as bifunctional D-cysteine desulfhydrase/1-aminocyclopropane-1-carboxylate deaminase, mitochondrial-like. The record is from RefSeq and is a predicted model, not a curated record. Bases 209 to 796 code for a protein of 195 amino acids. NCBI's taxonomy places the organism in Eukaryota, Metazoa, Echinodermata, Crinoidea, Comatulida, Comatulidae. The transcript is spliced from 6 exons. Gene Ontology annotation, molecular function: D-cysteine desulfhydrase activity.